GGCGCGGGCCCGGGGCUGCGCUAGCGGGGCCGGGAGCUUCGUCCGGGCAGCGGGACCGUGCCUCAGCCUGCCCUGGAGCUGCGGACGAGCCAAACCAGCGACUUUGAGAGGUUGCAGUGGAAGUGAAUUGUGUGGAUGCCUUCUGAGGAGGAGGAGGAGAGCGUGUUGGUGCCAUGGAAGUGGAAAAGGGCAGCAAAAGGAGUUGCUUCACUCAGACCUCCUAUCUGGAUGAAGAUUUAGUUGAAGACUCCCAGCUGGAGUAUCUCAGUGCUCACGAGGAGUAUGAGGAGGAUGAGAAUAACUCGAGUGAGUUUUCUGAGCAGAGGGAGAUUGGAGAGGUGAAGGACAUGCCACUGAUGGGUGACAAGGUGCCACUCCAAAUCACUGCAAGGGAAGAAGAGUCUGGAAAGAGCGACAGACCCAUCCACAGCGUGGCAGUGGAGCCAGACAUUCCUUUCCUGCUACACAGGGAAAAGGCCCAACUUGACAAACAUGCAGAGUCCUCCGAUUUCAGCAGCUGUGAAAAACCUGCGGUGCACACACGCGGUGUUGACAGCACUGCAGAGGAUGCUGAAAGCCAGUUCCCAGUCUCUGAAAUCCUCCCUAGCAAGAAUCCUGAUGCUGGCAUGGAAGCUGCAGGGAAAUCCCCUGGUGGAAGCUGCAGCGCUGGGAAGCCGGAGCAUCGUGAGGGCCUGAAGAGUGUUCCCAGUGUCUCUGUGGUUGUGCAGGCCGGCUCUGGUGCCAGAGCUGGCUCCCCAGUGAGCAGAAGCAGCAGUGCCCAGGUUUGUCUCUGCUCCAGAGCAGUUAACACAGAAGUAACGAUGAUGAACAAAACUCAGCCCCUGGGAUGGCUAGGUCAAACCUUCGUGGAUGCUGCUUCCAAGACAAAACAGUCCUUCAGAGCUCAGAGCUCGCACAUUCAGCAGGAAUCAAAAGAUCAUCUGUUUAUCCGUGACUGGAAGGCAGGCACCAACAGGCCAGAACAUCCCAACAAGCAAACCAGGAAGAAUUCUGCUUCAAGCUGCUGUCAACGCAUCCUGCAGAGAGCGACUGAAGCAGAGCUGCAGCUCCUGGCCGUCCAUUAUGAGAUGUGCUACCAGCACUGCUGGAAGGUUUAUGAGCUAGCUUUGGAGGAAAACACAUAUUUUGGGAGAUGUGAGGAAAAGACUGAGUUACAUUCAUCUCUCCUGUUGGUUUUGGAUGAGCUGGACAAUAAUUACAGCAAUAUGAGAAUGGAAAUAAAUAUGGGCAUACCUUUAAAUGAACUUCCACCACUGUCAGUUGAGCUGAAGUUUCCCCCAGUCUCUUCCCUGUAUGCCCCCUCCAAGUUUUUCAGAAAGAGCCUUUACUCUGAUGAUCUUUCAGGUGAAGGGAAAGCUGACUUUGAAGAAUCAAAAGUGCAAGAAAAGGGGAUUUCUGUCAAUAUGGUGGGGAAUUCUUCACUGGACAAGUCACAGAAUGAUGGUGAUCAGCCAAGUGCUUCCCCUGAGACAUGGGAAGAACAGCCUAAAGCUCAGGCUCUGGAAUGUGGCUGUGUGAAAGAUGAGGAAGGGAGUGAGUACUGGUCUGAUGCAAAGGAAGACUUGUCAGUGGCAGAUAUUUCAGUAAUGUGCAAAGAAACGAAAAAGCAUCCAGGAAAACAAGACUCAAUUGAUUCAAGAGAAGUCAAGACAGUGGACAGUGGGAAUAAACGUUCUUCUGUUCAUGUUGAUGGCCCAAAACACUCAGUGUCUGAGGAUCCUGGAGAAGAUUCCAUUUGUCCCUGUAUUAAUUCAGGUGGUGUAUUUGUUUCUCCUUAUGCACUGAACUUGAGCAGCUUUACCAAGUUAAUCAAGAGGCUUCAAGAAAGGUAUCCAGAGUUUAACAGAGAGAGAAUUGUGGAUGCUGUGCAGGAGGUGAGGAAAAACCACAAAGGUGUCCUGAGUGGCAUGGCCAUCAGUUCUAUUGAGGAAGAGGCCUCUGCCAUUCUGAGGAAAUGGAUGCACUGUUGUAGGCAGGAGAAGCAAUCCUCGCGCAGCGCCGCGGGCGCGGAGCCCGCCCGGCCCCGGGAGCGGAGCCGCUCCUGCCGCGGGGCCAUGGCCCUGCUCCCGCGGCGCUUCCUCUGCUUCGUCCUGGCCCAGCACUUCAUCGCGGCCACGGCGUGCCAGGAGGCCGACUACGGCUGGAUGAUCCGGCACUACUGCCUCAAGCAGUUCCAGCUCAGCAUGGAGGGCAUCGGCCAGCGCCUCUGGUGCGACUGGGAUGAGACCGUGGGGACUUACGGGGAGCUGACGAACUGCACGGCGCUGAUCGCCGAGAGGCUCGACUGCUACUGGCCCAACCGGCUGGUGGACGAGUUCUUCGUGGCCGUGCACAAACAGUACUUCAGGAACUGCUCCCCGUCGGGCCGGGCGCUGCACGACCCCCCGAACGGCGUCCUGUGUCCCUUCAUCGUGCUGCCCGUCCUUGUCACCCUGCUGAUGACAGCGCUCGUGGUGUGGAGGAGCAAACGCAGCGAGGGCAUCGUGUAGGUCCGGCGCGGGCGGCGCAGGGGAGGGACGGGGGGCUCUCCCCUGGAACGUGCCUGGUGGUUGGGAAGAGCCUGCCAGAGGAGCAUCACGGAGGGUACCGAGCCCCGGAGGCAGGGACAGCAUCGCCACCGCUCCUCCUGCGCGGUACCACCCGUGUGCCCGGUGGGUUCCAAAUAAAUGUCAUUUUAGCGGGGGCUCUUGGGCAGCACGGGCGGCUGGGGCCGGCACGGGCUGCCCGGGCAGCGGGGACUCCGCUGCGCUACGGGGAGCGCCGCUCACCCCGCACCGGCACUGCGCACUCUGCUCCGCCUCUCCCAGCCGCUUUCCCCCGGCACCCUGUACCAAGGAGGAAAAGUUGAAAGGAAAAAAACCCAGCGGGGUGUGGGGAGUCGGAAUCCUGCAGCUCCGCAGUGCCAGCGCGGCUGCCACACACGGGAGACCAGUGGGUCUGGGUGCGCCAAAACACCCUCGGCUUCCUCUCUUUGUCUUUUCUUGGGUUUCCCCCCACACCUGGAAAGGCAUCUUCUCCCCCAGCCCCCAGCACAAAGACAAGGCUUGCACGGGCUGGCUUUUGCCUGGGAGGUGGGGAACAACGGGGGGAAGUCGGCAGUGGGAGGUGGGUGGCACCGGUGGUGCCCUGGGGCUAACAAGGAAUGAGAGUAAGGUGCUUUUCCUACCUAAAUAAAUAAAUACAUGAA
Messenger RNA from Corvus hawaiiensis (hawaiian crow), 3208 nucleotides. RefSeq names its product RNA-binding protein 44-like. The transcript is spliced from 15 exons. The coding region runs from base 174 to 2510 and encodes 778 amino acids. Gene Ontology annotation, biological process: calcium ion transport; G protein-coupled receptor signaling pathway; cellular response to hormone stimulus. Lineage: Eukaryota; Metazoa; Chordata; Aves; Passeriformes; Corvidae. The record is from RefSeq and is a predicted model, not a curated record. Gene Ontology annotation, molecular function: coreceptor activity. Gene Ontology annotation, cellular component: membrane; signaling receptor complex; cell surface.